UCCGGGGAGCCCCGCGCCGCGCCCCCUCCCCCCGACGCGCGGCCGGAGCGGGGGCCGGAGGCGGCGAUGGUGACUGGGCGGCGGCGCGGGGCCGGGCCCGGGGCCCGGAGGCUCGGCGGCUCCUUUCUUUCUCCGCCCCCGGCCCGCUGCCUCCGCCCUCCCUGCUAGCCCCGCCGGCGCUCGCGCUCGGGCCGCCUCCUCCUCCUCCUCCUCCUGCUUCUCGUCCUAGUCUUCGCCGACCGGGGCACCCGCGCCCCCUCCUGCCGCCUCUCCUCCUCCUCCUCCUCCCUGCACUGCGCGCGGCGGCUGCGGGAGGCGUCCCGGGGAGCCCCGGGCUGCGCCGACGCCGCCGAGUCCGAGCCGGGCCGGGUAAGCUGGGAAGCAGAGUCAGGUGCACACAGCUGGCCUGUGUUUCGCCUUGCAUUACGAAGUGAUUCUUCAUACAGCUGCGCCCUGGCUCCUGUAGACAACCCUGCUCACCCUCUGCAAACUGCCCCUAACCAGAAAGAAAGAAAACAUCUAGGGAGAGAUGCUCAUAAGGAGAGAGUAUAGCAGGUUGCAGUUUUCUGAAGGUGUUCAUUGAGAAGUCCCAGCAUCCCUGAAGAUAAUAUAGGUGAGACGCCGCCGCAGCCCGGCCAAAGGAGCAUGACAGCCCUGGACGGCGGCGGACACAACUGCAGACGGCGCUGCCAGCGGCUGGCUGGGGCGAGGAGCGCCCGGCUGGGAGAGUGAACACCCGGGCCGACCCGGCUGCCACUUCCUCCAGCACCUCUUUCUCUGGGCUGUUAACUCCGCGGACGCCUGGCUCUUUCUCCGCCUCGAACAUCAAUAUGUGUCAUGUCAUUGUCACCUGUCGCUCGAUGCUCUGGACCCUCUUGAGCAUUGUGGUGGCUUUUGCCGAACUCAUUGCCUUCAUGAGCGCAGACUGGCUCAUCGGGAAAGCCAAGACGCGCAGCCACGCAGAGCCGGACGAACCCAACGUGGGCCCCUCGGAGCCCCACCACCCCACCUUGGGCAUCUAUGCCCGCUGCAUCCGGAACCCCGGGAUGCAGCACUUCCAGCGGGAGACGCUGUGCGGGCCCUACGCUGAGAGCUUCGGCGAGAUUGCCAGCGGCUUCUGGCAGGCCACGGCGAUUUUCCUGGCUGUGGGCAUCUUCAUUCUCUGCACCGUGGCCUUGGUGUCCGUCUUCACCAUGUGUGUCCAAAGCAUCAUGAAGAAAAGCAUUUUCAAUGUCUGCGGGCUAUUGCAAGGAAUCGCAGGCCUGUUCCUCAUCCUCGGCCUCAUCCUCUACCCCGCUGGCUGGGGCUGCCAGAAGGCCGUGAGCUACUGCGGACACUAUGCUUCAGCCUACAAGCCUGGAGACUGCUCCCUGGGCUGGGCCUUUUACACCGCCAUCGGGGGCACAGUCCUCACCUUCAUCUGUGCUGUCUUCUCUGCCCAAGCAGAAAUUGCCACCUCGAGUGACAAAGUCCAGGAAGAGAUCGAAGAGGGGAAAAACCUGAUCUGCCUCCUUUAGUUUGGAAGAAAUGGCUGCACCUCUUACUUCCUCGUGUAACCUUGUGAAUCAGUCCAUCCCUGGUUUCUUCGUUUGUGUCAAGUGGAAAAUUAGCCUUGUUCCUACCAAAGCCACAGGACACAGCCCUGAGCCUUAACAGGACCAUUGAGAGGCCACACGUCCAGCAGGGCCGCAGUGCAAAGGAUGGAAGCUGGAAGAGGACAGUAAACUCUGCCACACGCCCAGUGCCAGCUCCGAUGGAGGAGGAGGAUUCCAGCAGCGAGAACAGCAGCUUUUCUGCACACAGGCCCUGUGAGCCAGGCCAGCAGGAUGGACUUUUGCUACACGCUCACAUGCUUGCAAGUCUCGAUCUCUCCCGCCUCCUGCUUCACUGACUGAAGGGGUCAGCAUGGAUACUGGGGGCAGACUUCAUGGCUGGACCCAUUGGAUCAGUCCCUCAAGGUGUAUCAACCGAUGGUCAUCCCAGAAUUGUGAAAUUGGAGUCAAGAAAGACCUGUUGGAUGAGCGUCCAAGUACAGAACCCUGCUGGGGAAAGGAAAGUCCUUCAACCUAGCCCCGGGGGUGCUUUGCUUCUUCCAGACAAGGCUCUAGGCCAGGUGUGACUCACUCAGAUGGUCACUGGAAGGAUCUUUCCCAUUGUUUGAUUACAGGAGUCAGCUGUAUCCCCCACCCCUUCAGAAACAGAAUGGUAUUCUUUGCAGGAAAAACAAGUGAGUCGUGGGCCUUGCAAUUUUCUUGUUACUGCUGCUGAUCCUUGAGAGCAGGCUCAGAUAACAGUGAGUUGCUGCAACAAUAGUUGAGUUGCAUUAAAAGCUUCGUGCUCAUAUGGGAAAAUAGGCUAGACCAAGCCUGCGGCCCUGUUUACAAAAGGAACUGAACACCACUAUUAAAAAUUCAAUAGCUUUUAAUCGUUUCCAUAAAUUACCAAUAUUAUUGAUGUAGCCAUCACCUCAGAUUUACUUUUGAAUGGUCAAAAGUAAAUUUGAUCAUUGACAAGAAAGAAGCCAGUCUGAAAGGCCAGCUCAGUAGGACGGUGGGUAGGGUGUUUGCCUUGCACCUGGCCAACCCAGGGUAGAUCCUCUGCACCCCCGUAGGGCCCUCCUCCCCAAAAGCCAAUCUGAGCUUUCAGAAUUUCAGAUGAUAGAGAAACAAACACUCCUUAGAAACUCUGAGUUCUGAGAGCACUAAAGCUAUGUAGGUUCCCAGCAGUUAUACUCUGCACUUUCUUCCAGUAGGUAUAUGUGUUACAGCCUUGUCCAGCUGAGUCCUCUUAAAGCUGUGUUAGUGUAAAACUGUGUCUAAGAGCAAAGCAACUGCUAGCGAGAGAGAGGCGGAAUGAACUGUAACCGGAUCCAUUCUGGCCUAUUUAUUGGUUUACCAUUCUCCUGCUGGCUCUGCACUCAGGAAUUACUCCUGGCGGUGCUCGGGGGACCAUAUGGGAUGCUGGGAAUCGAACCCUGGUCAGCCGAGUGCAAGGCAAACGCCCUACCCACUGUGCUAUCGCUCCAGCCCCUAGUUUACCAUUCUUGGACCGAAUUCAGAAUAUGCCAUGGUAAAUCCUGUGACUAUUUUUGGGGAAGGGAAAAGGGAUAAGCAGGGUUCCUCCAAGCAUUUGCUAAAGGCCCAGGAAAAACAGGCCUCUAGCGAAAGGCCUCUCUCUGAAAGAACAGGUUCAACAGCCACUGGCUAAGUGCCUGCUCCUGACUGUAUUAAUAUGCUUGAACAAGUAAUUCUCCUGUCAAUCAUUAAAAACAGAAAUAAUCAUAGGAAGAUUUUUUUUUUUU
Sorex araneus (European shrew) is the source of this 3301-nucleotide messenger RNA. It is a transcript of the gene LHFPL2, whose product is annotated as LHFPL tetraspan subfamily member 2. Gene Ontology annotation, cellular component: membrane. The coding region runs from base 831 to 1517 and encodes 228 amino acids. Lineage: Eukaryota; Metazoa; Chordata; Mammalia; Eulipotyphla; Soricidae. The record is from RefSeq and is a predicted model, not a curated record. The transcript is spliced from 6 exons.